AUGCCCAUGGCUCUCUGGCAUUUGGAGGUGUGCUGCAUCUAUCGCCAACUUCGCUACCAACUCCUGUUGAAACAGCUGUACGAAACGAGGCUUCGACAACUUGCCUUGAAGUACUUCCAGGGCGAUGCAACGAGGUUGAAGGAUCCACUCUACUCGCCCUUCCACGCCACGGAGGAGCAGCUCGAUGAGUUGCCACCCAUCUACCUGGCGGUCAGUGGUAGUGAGGUCUUGACAGGAGACAGUAUGAUCUUCGCUCAGCGAGCAGCUGUGCGCGGGGUGCGAGUCUACAUUUCAAUGUUCCCAGGGAUGUGGCAUGGCUUCCCGCAGUACAUCGAAGGCAAGGUGACUGCACUGCAAGAGCUCAGGUUGCGGCUCCGGCACAGAGCUAUGGCAAGGAACAACUGCCUUGAGGCGCAGGGAGGAGACAGCAAUCAGCUGGAGAAAUUGCGAUGA
Messenger RNA from Cladocopium goreaui, 453 nucleotides. The record is from the annotation of a GenBank genome assembly. NCBI's taxonomy places the organism in Eukaryota, Dinophyceae, Suessiales, Symbiodiniaceae.